Molecule: messenger RNA, 10136 nt
Organism: Drosophila melanogaster (fruit fly)
Lineage: Eukaryota; Metazoa; Arthropoda; Insecta; Diptera; Drosophilidae
Gene: Spn
Product: spinophilin
Exons: 16
Coding region: 670-7074 (2134 amino acids)
Cellular component (GO): plasma membrane bounded cell projection; cytoskeleton; synapse
Source: RefSeq, marked reviewed
GGCCCGAAAUUCAAGCUAAACGGACGCGUUUUCGUCGCGAGUUUAACCGCUGCAAAAAUAUCAACAAUAAGUAUAAAUUGCCGCGGGUACUGAGUUCAUAUGAUGAUCGAGUGAUUUUUUUCAUCGUACAAUUAACGUCCUUCGAAAUAGGAUAUAUUCGAGUAUUCCGGGUCGCGAGUAUUUAAAAAAAAGGAUUUGUGUAUACCGAAAGGGCUAAACAAAAAGCUUUUUAAAGAAAUUUGCAUUUUCAUCUUGCGCAAAAGGCAAACCAAACACACAAAAAAUGCUGACACCGAUGAGGCCAGCGGUGGGUUGAUUGGCUGACAACCACGACGACGUCCACGGACGAGAAGAAAAAGCUAGACACGCUUCAGUGCAUCGAGUGGGAGGAAGUGGAAGUGGAAGCGGAUUUGCAGUUGACAGUGGGGAGCCGGAGCAGCAUCACCUGGCUCCACUUGAGUACGAAAAAAAGUUUGAAAAAAGAAAAAAAAACUGCAGAAAAAGAGCACUACAAACAUCCCGCCACAAUGACAAAUGUUUGGAUCGGAGCCAGGCUUUAGGUGUAGAGCAGGUUUAAUCAAACAACAAAAAGAAAAGCCGAGGGGUCCAGCGAGGAGCAGGAGGAAGGACACCACAUAGCACCUGAAUUGACCAGGAGAAAGUUUAAUCAUGGAGAAACCGAUGCAUCAUGCACCCGCUCCCGUGGGUAAGGUGAGCCAGAUAGCCAACAUCUUCCAGCGCAAGCCCAUCGAGAUCCAGCCGGUGGAGCAGCUAAGCGCUGUGGCUGCCGCCCACGCCGCUGCCGCCGCCGCUGCUGCUGCUGCCCACCACGCCCACGUCCAAGGAGCUCCGGCAGUGCGAACGGAAUCCCACUCCGCCAGGUUCAAUAACGCCCGGGCUCUGUUCGAGAAAUUGGGCGUUGAGUCCAACUCGAAUGUUAGCUCUCGACUGUUGAGAAGUGGUUCGCGGGAGGACAACUUAUGUGACGGCUCGGAUCGAUCGUCCUCACGCUCCUCGGAUCGCUCACAGUCGCCGCCCAAGCGGAGGACUCCGUUUCCCUCCGGGGUAUCACUCGUUCACAACAACAACAAUGCCGCCAUUGUGGCCCAGAAUGGAGUACCACCAGAGCAACGCUUGAGUAACAGCAAAUUUAUUGUGGAACCAGCGGCGCAAGUGGUCCCCACCUCGGUGGUCAAGUACCCGCAGCACAAUAUAUCCCGAUUGAAGUCGGAGGAGCCAUCGCCUGUUCCACCACCGGCCAGCGGGUCAGUGAGUGCUCUGUUCGCCAGUUCAGGCGGUGACAAGCCGGAGAAACCGGAGCGAAAGUUCAAUUCACGCGAGCUGAUCGAGAAGCAAAAGAAGUGGACCUCCCAUUUUACCAAGACCAAAACAACUCGGACGCACAGCGAUCUAAACCGCUGCGAUAUAAUACGUACAGUGCCCGGAACCGGGCUGAUCAUGGAUAGCGAAAAGGUGGCCAAACCGGCAAUGGAACCGCCACAACCUCCACCAAAUGCCAGUCCCAAUCCGCCAAUGCGAGCACAGGCUCCGCCAGAAAUCAAGCCAAGGAGCGGGAAGAUUGGCAGUCCGGUCAAGUCGCCGCCAUUGCCGCCCAUUCCGGCGGUCAAGCCAAAGAACGUGAGCCCGGUGAAGUUCAAUCCGGACAGGUUGCGUCAGUCGCCGACUAAAACUGCGGAUAAUUCUCCGCCACCACCUCCGGCCAAAUCGGCAGCUGUGCUUCAGAGAUCCCUGAUGCAGGAGCAGCAGGAGCUGUUGAGGAACUCCUGCGAUCAGGGCGUAGCCCCCAUUCCGCCGGAGAAGCCGCGCAAAAAGUCCGUAGAUCUCAUCGAGGACACUCUGCCCUUGACCAAUUGCUCCACGCCCUCAUCCUGCGCCUCGCCCACCAGCUCAUACUUAAUGCAGCCGGCCAAGAGGGGAUCGCUGGACGGCGGAUCCGGAAACGGACAGUAUCCCGGCAAUGGACUCAGUGGCAGCACCAAUUCGGCCACAUCUGGCUCACCGGUGGCCAGUGCCUCCUCGGGACCUUCGUCGCCAGUUCACACUGAAGAUGAAAAGCAGGAGAACGAGUCCACGGAGAAGUCGGAGAUGGAGUACUACCACGGAGGCAACUACAACAGUGUUCCCAGGCGACGACGCAGCGAAAAUGAAGGUCGCAAAUCUGUGGACGAAUCUUCGCCAUCGGCCAACAACUCCCAGCAACAGCAGCAACAUUCCAUUCCGGGCUCCGCCGCCGGAUCUCCACAGCGAGUGGCCAACAAGCGUAGCAGCAUCACGGUGAACAUGCCGGCCGCCGGUCUUGGCCAGCGUCCCCCGAGCAUUAUAUCGACCACCAGCCAGGACGAGGGUGGUUUCAAUGAGUCCGCGCCCGAGCUGAAGGCCAAGCUGCAGCCCGCCUACGACCAGACGGAGGAGCAGCCGCAUAGCCUGAAUUACGUGGACGUCGGCUAUCGCCUGAAUCCCGAUGGCAGCGAAAGUCGCGAGGUUUACGGAUCGGAAGCUGAACUCUACGACACGGCCAAGGUGACCGAUAUGCAGCGCAAGUUCCACGGAGCCAAUGGUUUUGGUCAGGAAUCGAGCACGGUUUACGCCAUUAUCAAGCCUGAUGUGCAGGAGUCCCAACCAGUGGCUCCCUCAAGAAGCGUUCUCAUCCAGUCUCCAAAUUCCUCCAGCGUGGAGGGAUCUCCACUGCAUCGCGGGUCGUAUAGUUCCCCACCCGUGGGUGUGGUUUCACCUAUAAGGCGGCGCAAUAGCAGCAAUCAGGAUCAGAGUGUUGGUGGUGGAGGCAGUGCCAAAACCACGCCCCAAUGCUCUCCCGCCCGUUCGGCCUUAGUAAAGGGCAUUGCCCCCAUUGCUUCGAUCGAUGCGCACGAAGAGGAGGAACUAGAUCUCGUAGAGGAGGACGAGCACCUGGCCGUGGAGUAUGUGGAGGUGCUGGAACUCCAGCAGGACGAAGAGGAGGAAGAGGCUCCGGUCCUUCCCGAGCGACGAGCUCCGGCUCAAGGCUCCCUUGAGCUUCAGGACUUGGAGUAUGCCGAUACCAGCGCUGGCGAGGAUGAGGAGGACAUCAUAAACCAUCUAAAGGACGGCGAUGUAUUGGAUGUGGAACUAAUCGACGAUGUCGUGGAUGAGGUGAUCAAGGUUCAUGUGAAUCACAGUGUGGCCACUGCCCCUUCGAUUCAAGCUGCUACACCAGCUGCAGCGAUUCCACGGGAGGAUAGCCUGCCGGAUGACAUGACCGCCGCCGAGGCCGAAAGAUUGUUGAGCUCUAGCAUUUUGGAAAACAAAAUCAGACAACAGUCGCUGCUGUCGGACGAACAGGCCAAGGAAGUCGAGCAAAUACUCAACGCCGCCCCCAGCGUGGGCGUGGCAGUUGCUACCGUUGUUGCCACAGCAACAUCGCCGACCAGCAUCAAGAAUCUCAUUGAGGAUUUGCCCGGGCAAUCGGCAGUCGCCGCCAGCGCUGCCAACGGGGAGCAGGACAUUCAAAUCGCAGCUGUCCCAGCAAUUGUCGAGGAGGACGAGGACGAAGAGGAGGACUUCCCGGAGGACGACGAGGAGGACCACGCCAGGGCCGAUUUUGAUGCCAACGGCGGUGACGCUGACGGCGAUUCCGAUGACGUUGAAGCCGUGGACAUUGUGGGCUAUGGCCAUGCAUCCACAGCUCUGAAUGCCACCUUCGUCAAGGCCGACAGCACAGAGACAGAGACAACCACCACUACACCUUCGACAGCAACCACAGCCACCACUCGCCACGACGACGACGAGCCCGAGUGGCUAAGGGAUGUCCUAGAGGCACCCAAGCGCAGCCUAGAGAACUUGCUUAUCACAUCCGCCACUUCGUCCAGAGCACCUGGUCAGCGUGAAGAGCUGGAAAACGGCUACGAUCUACAUGAGAAACAUUCCGAUCUCAAUCAAACGUAUAUUACUGGUGGGGAAUCACUGCACGAGUCGAUAGUUUCCGUGGAGUCCACGCAAUCGGAUGCCACACUCAAUCAGACCACGACCAUCGACGACAGUAUCAUCUCCAGCAAGCACAAUUCCACCUACUCCCUGGCAGAUGCCGAACAGGCCACCAGCUCUACGGUUUUGAGCACUGGCGUUACCGAACUCGACGACAGUCAGUACUACAUACCAGAAUAUCCGCCAGUUAGAAGCAAGGAGGUUCUCGUAGAGGCCGGAGUCCAUUACUUCGAAGAUGGCAACUUUUGGAUGGAAGUGCCUGGUCUCUUAGACUUUGACGACGACGACUGCUCUUAUCCGCCCAUCACUGUACGCAAGAAUCCCAAGGUUCGCUUUAGUUCCGGACCCAUCCACGUGUACUCGACUUUUUCCGUAAACGACUACGAUCGCCGGAAUGAAGAUGUUGAUCCGGUGGCCGCUUCGGCGGAAUACGAGCUCGAAAAGCGCGUGGAGAAGAUGCAUGUCUUCCCCGUGGAAUUGAUGAAGGGUCCUGAGGGUCUGGGUCUCAGUAUAAUUGGUAUGGGCGUUGGCGCCGAUGCAGGCUUAGAGAAACUAGGAAUCUUUGUGAAAACCAUUACCGACAACGGCGCAGCAGCCAGAGACGGUCGCAUUCAGGUCAACGAUCAGAUUAUCGAGGUGGACGGCAAGAGUCUCGUGGGCGUUACACAGGCAUAUGCAGCAUCAGUACUGCGCAAUACUUCCGGUCUAGUCAAAUUCCAAAUCGGACGCGAGCGCGAUCCUGAAAACUCUGAGGUAGCCCAGCUCAUACGACUGAGUUUGCAGGCCGAUCGUGAAAAAGAGGAGCGCUUGAAGCGCCAACAAGAGGAGUACCUGCGCCGCACUCUCGACUAUUCCGAGGACUCCACUCAGCCGGUUUCGGCCAACUCGAGUGUCUGCGAGGGACCCUCGAGUCCCGUCCAAGUGGAACAUCCAAUGGAGGUGGAGGCCACCCACUCGCAGGAGGUAGAGUCGCUCAAGCGGCUGCUACAGGAGAGCGAAAUGGGUUGCCUGGUUAAAGAGGAGAUUAUUCAAAAUCUUAAACGAAAGCUGGUCAAGCUCGAGACGACGGGCAAUGAGAACGAGCUGCUUAGCGAGCGACUGCGGCAAAGCGAGCGGGAGCUGGGCAAUAUCCGGAAGGAGGCGGCCAACCUGCAGAACAUGCUCCAGCAGUCGCAGGGUCAGUAUAUGGCGCUGGACAAGAAGUACAACAAGGCCAAGCGGCUGGUCAGGGAGUACCAGCAGCGAGAGCUGGACAUGUGCCAUCGCGAGGAGUUCUACCAGCAGCUGCUCCAGGAGAAGGACACCGAGUACAAUGCGCUGGUGAAGAAGCUGAAGGAUCGUGUGAUUAAUCUGGAACACGAGCUGCAGGAGACGCAGCGCAAGGCCGGUUUUCCAGUGGGCCUGCCCUACGAUAGUGCCACUCUGAAGUUGACGCCCCAGAUGAUGCGUAAGACGCCGCCAAAGCCGCUCUUCCACAAGCUCGAGACGGAGCUGUCGGAUACGGAGAUAUCAGAUCUCUCACCCGACGGCGAUGGCGUUAAGACAGCCACUGUGGAGCGUAAGGUUCCGGUCAAGGACGAACUGGAUGCGGCAGUGCCGCAGCACGAGCUGCUGGAUAACUCGAUUAACAAAACCAAAAUCGAUCUGGCCUCCCGUGGUGGUUUAGCCAACCGCCAGUUGCCCUCAGCAAAUGGAAACAGUAGCACAUCGAAUGGAGCCGCCGUUGAUCUUGGCCAGCUUUCGAAUGGGAAUCUGCUCAAGCGCAGCCGGAGCAACAGUCGCAGCUCGGACUGCACGCUGGAUGACACGGAUGAGGAGGAGGAGCGAGAGGGCUCGGCAUUGAACCUAGCAGGCGCUCCUGUCGCCCAUGAAACCAUCAGUCUCUCCAAUGGCAACUCGCAUCUGCUGGCCAACGUGAAUAAUCUGCUGCAGCACCAUCCGCCGGCAAUGGCCACAGUGAUCGCCACACCUUCAAAUGGCCACCUGGGCACCACCACGCCCAUUCUGUUGAACUCCACCUCCUCCGCCUCGUCCAGUUCGUCCAACCAAUCGACGGCACGUGAGGCACAGAUCAACCAGCUGUAUGCCCAGGUGCACAAGGAUCCCAGCAAGCAGCAACAUCAGCAGCAGCAGCAACAACAGCAGCAGGCCCAGGCCGUGACCACCAGUAUUCCUAGCAUUUUCAAGAACGCUUUGGGUUCUCCGGCGGACAAUGGACUCAACGACUUUCAUCGCGGCAGCAUGACCACCUUUGGAACAGGUCCAGCCACAAGCAGCAAUCGUGAUCUCAACAGCUCGUACGACUCUAUCCUGGGCUCCAACGAUAAGCUAGCGGAGAACGAUCCCGCCGAGAGUUGGAUGUAUCCCAGCAGGAGGCGAGUGGCACCGAAUGGCAGCAAAGUCCCACUGCCAGGAUCCAGCUUUACUGAUCAACUCAACCAGGCGCUGUCCGAUCGAGAGAGGCGACUCGGCGAUGGAUCCUCGCGACAUUCUAGCGACGAUUACACGGAGAUUAACAAGAGCCAGAGCGCCGCGGCCAUCAACUGCAAGACGCUGAUCAACGAGAUCCGCCAGGCGGUGAACGAAGCACAGCCCAAAGUGCCCUGGCAGCAGCAGCACCACCAGCAAAUCCAGCAGCAGCCGUCCGCCCACACCACCGGUCCGCCGUCGCCCACCAGCAUGUCCUCGGGCUGCUCCUCGCCCGGAUACUCCCCCAGCCGCACCCUGGACCUGUCCGGUUCCAGCUCUAGUUUCUCCGAUCGCAAGGCGAUGGCAGCGGGGUAUACCUACAAGGGUGGCCCUGUUCAUGAAUGGACCAAGGAUCAGGUGGGACACUGGCUGAUGGGCAUCGAGCUGGAGCGUUACAUCCCCGUCUUCAAGGAGAAUAACGUGGAGGGCGGAGCUCUUCUUACCCUGGACUCAAAGGACUUCAAAACCUUGGGUAUCUGUGGCGACGACAAGCAUCGUCUGAAGAAGCGUCUUAAGGACCUGAAGGCCAACAUCGAGAAGGAGCGCAAGGAUAUGGAGAGGGAGCGAAGGGAGCGCGAAAAGGCCAUACGCAAGGCCGAGAAGAAGGCGGCCAAAAAGAAGUAGUUGAAUUCUAGUUGAUAAGCAUCAAAGUAGCCAAAAACCAAAAGCAUACGCAGUAUAUAUUGUAGUCUAUAUACAUACAUGCAUACACAACACACACAAGGAAAACACGCGCGUAUAUAUAAACAUAUAUCUAUUCGGUUAUAUAUUUAUAUGCAUGUAAUGAUAAUAUAAUUUAUUUGUACAACAUACAUCUAUUAUACAUACGUACUACAUUUUAACCUAUCGAACCUAAUGGCAACUAGACGUAAUUAUUCUAAAAGAAAGAAAAGCAAGAAAAGCAGCAAGUAGCAGAUCAGGGUCAGGAGUGGUAGUGUAGCAGUAGAUCUCGGUUAGAAAUGACCCCGAAUCCCACACUCAAACCGGGCCCAAUAUCCAACCGAUGGCACUCAGACUUUCCCGACUAAAAAUCGAACUCACAACCAAAAGAAGAAGCUAAGUAACUAACAAGAAGGCGUUGGACUGACUGAUUUUAUGAUUAAUUUAAAAAGAAAAACAAACAAAAGGAAUUCUUUUUUAAGCCAACCAAAACCAAAAUGAACCAUUUGAAUUGGAGUUGCAAACAAAAGCAUAUAGAACACUUAAGGAAUUCGCUGAACAGACUUGAACGGUGUAAGAGCUGCUUCAAAUAAAAUACGGAAUAUAAGGUUAAUAUUGUAAUAACGUUUAAGUUAAUGCAAGGCAGCACCCAAGGGAGUGUCUCGUUUUUCUAAUUAUUAAUCUGUGUAAUUUAAUGACUAGCGCAUAUUCAAUAAUAUUCAAUUCUAGAUAUACAUAUACAUAUGUGUGUGCAACAGUUAUAUGUCAAGACAUUUACGGAACGUACUGUACUAUCCCCUAAAAAUUAAUGCUAAAGUAUUGUACUGUAUGCUAUGCCUGAAAGUCAUUUAAGUACUUAAGUGUAGAGAAGCUAGUGGAAGUGUGUGUUUUCUGUUACCAACCGGGCUGCCAGGAAACUAACUAACUAACUGAAAUGCAGUCGGUUACAUUUCGAGCAGUUUCAGCAGCCAAAUCAAUGCAAAGUGUCCACCCAAAUUUGUUAAGCAGCCAAAAAAGAAAAAGGAAGCAAGCAGCUUCAAGAGCGAUUUCUAUUCGUUAGCAAGUAUGUCUGUGUGAAUGGGCGUGAUUGUAGCUUUAAUUUCAAUUUACUUUUUGUAUAAAUAUUUAUGGAACCUUUAGUAUUCGUAUUUCAUAUUCUUAGUUGUUUGUAUUUACUUCGUGUGUACUUGUGUUGUGUACGUAGUUUUAUUUACCUUAUAAUUUCGAAAUGUUGCAAUAAAACCGCAUACAUAUGCCGGUGUAUGUAUAACAAAUCAAGGCUCAUUCUACUUAUCAGAUAGCAUCUGGUUGAAUAAUUCGACUCCCUGUGAAUGCAACACCACCUAAUCGAGGGCCACAACAAUCCAACCGACUUUGAUUUAUCGAGGAAAAACCAAAUUUAGCAACUAGUCCUUGGUUGAUUACCAAUUAGCAUAUAAUACUUAUCAACAUACGUAUAUACGAAUACUCUCUUCUCUCUAUCACUCUGUCUCUAUUUGACUUUAAGACCCCGGCCGCGGCCAGAAGGAGACUCCAUCCCACCGGAAUGGAGGAUCCUGUGGACCUGACGGCCGGCAGCGCAUAAUCACCGCAUGUGUCUCACUCGUCUCGUCGCAAGUCCUUAAUAUAGCUUUUGAAAAGCUCGCCUCUAAACAGUGCCACCAACGAAAACAAAAGAAAAUCAACCGUUAUUACUUACGAAAAAACGAUAAAAAAAACACCUUUAAAAACGAAUAACUAAAUCAGUAAAUUCAGAGGCGGCUCGCCUGCGAUUUUGAACGCAAACUUCCGGUUUUUCUGGGCAUCCGGCCUUUCGAAAAACCGGUUUCAGAUCGCAAGCGUGCCGUAUUCCAAGAUAAUUGUUAUUUUUUUGAAUAUGUACCUCGGUUAAAGUUUAUUUUUGGGUAAUUGUUUGUAAGCGUUUUUUACACCAUCAAAAAAGAAAAGAAAAAAAUGCAAAAAAAAAAACUAACAAUCAAAAACCAGUUUGAAAUUCGUAAAAUUAAUGAUACAAGUAAUUUAGCUGUUGCCCCGAAAUUCUUAAAGAGUAGGGGCCAGUCGCAUAACAUAAAAAAAAACGAAAUGUUUGAGCCUACGGAACACAUUCGUGCCUUUUUCAUUGCGAAAAACCGUCCCAGAACCAGAAUAACCGAUCAGAGGAUGCGAAUGCCAUCUAUUCGGGUCUCCAGUGGAUACCGUCAGCAUCCGAAAUCGUAGAGCCCGAGAUUCUCUGUCACGAAUACGUUGAAACACCUAAAUCCCGCAAAUGCCUUAAAUCAAGAAAAUUAUAUUACCCAUUAGAUAUCCAACAUUACUCAGUUCGCUUGUAGGUUUUGAAGCAUUUUCGAAAUACAUAUUUUAGUUCUCCGUUUGCAAACAAAGUUGACUGGAUUUUGUGUCCCCGACACGUAGAGGUGUGAAUUUAUCUGGAGUUUCCACAAACCAUUUCUCUCUUUUGAAAUAUUCCGAAAACGUUCUUCAUUUCUUUAUGUUUUCCCAACAUUCGCUUCGUAUUUGAGUUGGUCCUUUUUUUGUUUCGUCCUAUCAGUUCGGUUUCUAUAUUGGUUUGUUCAAAUCUAUUGCAGUUUGUGUAUUUUUUGAGUGUACUGUUUAUAUUUGCAAUAAAAUUAAGGCGGUCCCAGGAGAUAAUUAAUACUUGGGCCAAUCCCCAAUGAGGUGGAAUUAAAAAGAUAUUUAUACAACUAUACAAAAUAAUCUAUUCGUCGAUUGGUCAGCUUGCUUCAAUCUCUGUUGCCAUUUUAUUGAUACUUUCACGCAUAUAAAUUGGAAAUUAGAUUACCCUUCCCUCAAAUUAUAAAAACGGAAUUGGUCAGCGCAAAAAGUAUUGUGAAGGUUUAUAAAAGAAACACUACACUUAGCAAUUAAUGCGACUAGCCAAUUAUUAUUGAUGACAGCACUGCAAUUAGCUAAACAAGUAAAUUGAAAAGUAAAAAUCGCAACCAAAUCUUUCAAAUCAUGGAAAAUAAUAAAUCUCAAAAUCAGUGCUAAUAAAUAUACUCUGAAAU